ACUAACAGAUGCCAAUAUAAAUGCUUUUAACACUAACUCCACCAGUGCUCAGAAGGAAUUGUUGCUUGAUUUUCUGUCAUCAUUCAACAUUGCAAACUUUUCUGCCGCAUGUAAGAACAAUUUGCAAAAACUAAGUAUGUUCAAGGUGGCUAGACGCGUAAAUGAUUGUAUAGACAAAUAUUCCUCCUUAGUUUCUGGAUAUGAUAUAUACGACAUACGUGACUUUCCUGUUGACUUUCCAAAUGAAGUGAUUGUUGUACAUUCUCAAGGACAUAAAGCAUUCCUCGAGGCAUUGGGAUGUCAAUUACUUCAAGAGCAAAGACUAAUACUCAAGAGCAUGGAAAACAUUUCACACUACUCAGAGGCAGAUACACAAACUUUAAUGUUUUGGUGUCUCAAAUAUCGUUGUCAGUUGGUAAUUUCAGAUAUAAAGAUAAACACUACUGCAAGAGAAAUACCAUUUUUAAAAACUAAUGAUGGUCUGGCUAAACGGGCAAGCGAUGUCUUUGAUCCUGAAGAUGUCAUUUUAAAAAGCAUAUUUGAGGAUGAACCAGUGUUUCCAGUUCUUGAUGAACAUGCGCUCAAAACUGCCACGCAAGCCUUGCAUAGUCUUGGCUUAAAAAGUGUUAACAACACAACAAGCGAGGAUAUAUCACGCACUCUGAAGAAAUUGUGUGAAAAGAGCUUUUCAACUGCGGUUUCACAAAGAAAAGCGGCAGCUUUAAUGAAAUAUUUGAAUGAAAAUAAGCAUUUAAUACUAGAAAAGUUUGCUGAUAUGGAAUGGAUAUUGAUAGACACUGAUGAGUUGUAUCCCUGUUCUAUUCCAAUGAAAAACAGAGAUGAUAGGAUGUCUCUAGUGAAGCCUUCUGUGGUGAAGUCACUUAAGUUUUCUGACGUGAUUGGAUCAGUUUGCUAUCUUCAUAAUUGUUCAAACUUUGAGAAUCUGGCAAGAUUUUUUUCCUGGAAUGAAAAGCCGCAAAUAGAAGAAGUCGUCAAACAUUUGAUGAUAUUAAUAAGCAAAUACACUGUUGACCAAAAGGCUACAUUCUUCAAAAUGGUCAUAGAAAUAUACAGUUUUCUUAACGAAUACUCUAAAGUUGGAUGCGAACACAUGCAAACCUUGAAGAAUCUAUGGCGUAGUAAAUUCAAAGAAGAGUGUUGCAUAUGGAAUGGACAUGGAUUUUCACCAUUGGCUGGCGUCUACAUACAUCAGUCUGGAUCAGAUGUUUAUUUGCCUCGAUAUGUAAAACCUCUUCCAGAAGAACUUCAAGGAAUGAAAAGCUUGUUUUUGGAACUAGGUUGUUUGCCAAGAAUGGAUCUCCAUACAUAUUUGUUAAUUCUAGACAAAAUAAAAAGGGGUGCUGAAAGAGAUACCGACAAAGUGUUAGAAGGACUUCACGAUUCGAUAUCCAUUUUAAACAAACUUAAAGAUGAUUUUGGAAAUGACCUGCAAAAUACUACUGUGCGACAGCAAAUUUACUGUCCUGUACAAACUGAAGACAAUAAAUUGGAAUUGCGAAAUGUAGAAAUGUGUGUUAUCCUGGAUGCAAAUAAUUUUCCAGGAUUCAGUCCAUGUGAUGACGAACUUGAAUUCUAUUUUAUUCAUCCCGAUGUACCAAAAUCAACUGUGGAUGCACUGAAUGUAAAGUCAGCAAGGCAGUUGAUGCUAUCAGAUGCUGAUGCCUUUGAGGAAUGGGGUCAAGCAGAGCCACUGACUCGUAGAAUCCAUGUGUUGCUAGAAGAAGGUUAUGUUGAUGGUUUUUCCAUAGCAAAAGAACUCUUACAAAAUGCUGAUGAUGCGGGCGCAACGAAACUACGCAUUCUUUAUGAUGAACGGCAAAACCUUGAAUAUCGAAAAAAACUUAUUAGCCCAGGUCUUGCAGACUUUCAAGGUCCUUCUGUAUGGGUAUACAAUGACGCUGAAUUCACAGAUGAAGACUUUCAAAAUAUAACCAAGUUGAAUGGAGCCACAAAACAGAAUAAUGCAAAAAAAAUUGGGAAGUUUGGAUUAGGAUUUUGUGCAGUGUAUAAUUUAACCGAUGUGCCAUCUUUUGUUUCAAGGGACAGCUUUGUAAUAUUUGAUCCUCAUACCAGUUUCUUGGGAACAUCGGCUGGUGGGAAAUGUCCAGGCUUGAGAAUUAAUUUCCAAAGGAAACACAAUUUAAUGAUUCGGAAACGUAUGAGUCAUCAAUUUGAAGUUUUUAACAAUAUAUUUGAUUGUCAACUCACAAAUACAGAUCAUGUUUAUUACGAAGGUACAUUAUUUAGAUUACCACUCCGACGAAGGGGAAGUGAGAUCAGUAAUAAAGUUUAUAAUCAUGAAGAUACUGUGGACCUGUUGACGAAGGUAGUCCAGAUGGCACCUGACAUGUUUCUGUUUAAUCAGUCUGUCACAAAGCUGGAAAUUUACCACAUUGAAUCCAGUUCCACUGACACUGUUCCGAAACGUGUGUUUCAGGUAGAAAAGAAGUCUUUCCUUUUGACCCCAAUAUCUGUCAGUUCAUCAAUUGUUUGUGCUGCUGUUGAAAAGAAAAAAUCGAGUUCUCUUGAAACCUAUCCCUUAAAGUGCUUACAAAAGGUUACGAUUGAAUCACAUACAACCAACUCUCAACGUCUUAGUCUAGGAGAUAACAAAUUUCAAACUUCUUGGAUUGUGUCCUGGGCAACUGGUAAACAAAGCAAAACAUUACAGAUGACUGCUGCUUUAGAAGGUGCAUUACCGCUUGGUGCUGUAGCAGUGCCAGAAGCAAAUGAGGAAAAUCAAUAUCGUGAUUUUGUCGAAUAUUGCUCAAUUUCUACUAAAUGUAAAGAUAAUCAGGGCCAAUACUUCUUUUUUCUACCACUUCCAAUCAAGCACAGUUUUGAUUUUCAUAUCAAUGGUCAGUUCAGCGUUACUUCAGAUAGGAGGCAUUUUGUAGCUGCAACGAAAGAAGACACCAACACAUCUGUUUCAGAUUGGAAUGAAUGUCUUAUGUCUGAUGUAAUUGUUGAAGCAUUAAUUGUGUUACUUGAGAGUGAUCGAGCCAGAAUUUGCAGCCAUUUCAGUGCUUGGCCUCAAAUUGAAAACACACCCAACGAGAAAGCAUUCCUGACAAGCUUUUACAACAAUAUUAUUUCACAAAACCGGAGUGUUUUUUGUGUUGGCAAUGCAAAAAUAUCAUAUUCCAGAGCCUGUUUUAUUGAUCCCUGUCUGAGAAAAUCAGAACCAUUAGGGCGAUUGGUUUUUGAAGUGCUGUGUUGUGUUCUUUCUGUGGGAGAAAAUCGGACGUUAGUCGAUGUACCAGAACAAGUCUACAUGCACCUUAAAAAGUGUGAAAAAUCAAACAUACGUGCUCACACAAUAACACUUGAUAGUUUUGUAACUAACUAUUUUCUUCCAAAUAUAGAUAAAUUUAGUGCGACUGAGCAGUUGACUGUGACUAGAGAUCAGCUUAUGAAAUGCAUUUUAAUGAGCAGCCUUGCCAAUGACACAGUUGAAAAUAUUAAACAGUACGCCUGCAUACCAACACAGCCUCAAGGGAUUGGAAUUCUAAGAAAGCCUGAUGAUUUAAUUGAUCGUUCAUCCAGAACAGCAGAUCUAUUUCAUGAUCAAGACCAAAGAUUUCCAACUGAAAACUUUUUGGAACCAUUAGUGUACGAAAGACUGGACCAGUUAGGAAUGAUGAAAGAUAAUCUUCCAGAAGAUCUUAUACUCGAACGAGCAAACAGUGUGAUGGUGUUAAAUCAAACAUGUCAUGUCUGUGCCCUUCAACGCUGUUCUGCUUUUCUAGGAUAUCUUGAAUCCAAUGUACAUAUGCUGUCCAUGUUUAGCAAACUCAAGAAAAUACAAUUUAUACCAGUAAUGACUAAACCUGACAAUUGGCAAUUUGCUUGGAAAGGCGACGAAAUCGCUUUUAAGAACAAACGUUGUCUCAAACAUGAGUCGAAUGAGCACCAAGCUGCAUUUGUCGCACCCAGUGACAUAUAUUUGGCAAAAGACAUGCCUCUGCUUUGUUGCAGUUCAUUGAUUAUGUGUGAUGAACAAAUUGGUCGAAAAUUCGUUGAUGGAUUUUUUGAGCGUAUCGGUGUCAGGACAGCUUCAUACAAUGAGCAAAGUGUUGUUUGUGUCAUUCAGCAGAUGUUUUCAUUAGAAAAUUGUACAAAAGAAGAACAUGUACGUCCACUCUACGAUUUUUUGAAUCAGGCAUGCCAUGACAGCCUUUUGAAGAACAUUGUCAAGAGUAAAUUACAAAACCAGAAAGUUGUUUUUGUGGAUCAUUGUUUUGUUUUUACGCUACAUGUAGCUCAAAGUAGUGUUGUUCAUUGCCCACCCUUUUUGUUUUCCUUGCAAAAUACUACACUCGGAGAAGAAAAGUAUUCCACUUUAUCUAAAACUUUGGAUUUUAAACCUGUUUUUGAUAUUGAUGAUCUGUUGUCAGUGUUAGAUGAACUUAAACAUGACAAGCAAGAAUGUUCAUUAGACCACAAUUGUCUUAACCAGGUGAUUCAUUUGUUAAAGUGUUUGAAUGACCUUAUGGAAGAAGCUCAAAAAAAAGAGAAACACAUAAAUCGUGUGAUUUAUGUACCUGACACUUUAAAAGUUCUGCGCCCUAGUAAAGAAUUGUGCUUCGAUGAAUUUGACACACUUGGAGAAGAUGACAAUAAUGUAAAUUUUAUUCACUCCGAGGUCCCGAUGAAACAUGCCAAACGCUUUGGAGUACGGUCCAUCACGCAACAGAUGUUGUCAGAUGCGUUUGCAUUCGAGGAAUGGGGCCAAGAUGAACCGUUAACUCGUCGAUUAAAGGUGCUUUUAGAGGAAGGAUAUGUUGACGGUUUUGCUGUAGGCAAAGAACUGUUUCAAAAUGCAGACGAUGCUGGAGCAAGGAAAAUGUACAUGCUUUACGAUGAACGGCAAAACGAGAUGUUGCGUUCUAAUUUGAUUAGUGAAAAACUAGCAGAAUGCCAAGGUCCUGCUCUAUGGGUGUACAAUGAUGCUUUGUUUUCUGAAGAUGACUUAAUUGCUAUUACAAAAUUAAAUGGUGGAACAAAACAGUUUGAUACUACUAAGAUCGGCAAGUUUGGUCUUGGAUUUUGUUCUGUUUACAACCUUACUGAUGUUCCUAGUUUUAUUUCAGGGGAAAAUUUCGUCAUGUUUGAUCCUCAUACAACAUUCUUAAGAAAGGCUUUACCAGGAAAAAGUCCUGGUAUACGGUUAAAUUUUAGUAAAGCUAAAAAUCUAAAAGUGAUGGGACGAAUGAAACAUCAGUUUGAUGUUUUUGAAGGCGUGUUUGAUUGUCAAAUCACUCAAGAAAGUCCAUUUUUCAAGGGAACUUUGUUUAGACUACCAUUACGAACUCGUGGUUACCAAAUCAGUGAUAAAGUGUACACAAAAGGAGAAAUGGUUGAUUUACUGCGAAAAAUUGUUGAAAUGGCUCCAAAUAUGUUUCUGUUUAAUCAGCAUAUUUCUGAGCUGAAAAUAUUCCACUUAAAUGACAAAGAAAACAUUUCAAACAUGCGAUUAAUGCAUCAUGUAGUUAAACAUGAAGCAAAGUUUGGACCGACAGACUUACAACUCCCAAUCAUGAUAGAAUCUUCUUACAGAAAAAAGGAAGGGUCGUUGCAGCAGAAUCCAAUCCAAUGCGUUCAAAAGGUUACUAUUUCAACAGAUGUGUUUGUUACUGCGAAUAUGUCAAUGGAAGGGAAAAAUCAAUCAAGCGUUUCAAAUUGGCUCAUUUCUUGGGCAUCAGGUAAGGAUAGUGAAACAAUACUGAUUUCUGAGAAGGAAAAAGGUGCACUCCCCUUAGGUGCAGUUGCGGCGUUAAUUGCAGAAGAUUACGCAGAUGCUGCUUGUGAAAAACGUCGUUCAUGGCCAAUAGUGGACAUGAAGAUUGCACCAAAGUGUUUCUUCCAAAAAGGGCAUUACUUUUUUUACUUGCCUCUUCCAAUUGAAUGCAGUUUCCCUUUUCAUAUUAAUGCCCAGUUCAGUGUGACUUCAGAUAGAAGACAUUUAAGAAGCAUAUCUGAGGAUGAUAAAGAUUCAUCCUUUGGAAAAUGGAAUGAAGCUAUUAUGUCAGAUAUGAUCGUAGAUGCCCUACUACAACUUCUUUCAUGCAAUACCUCCAGUGAUCCAUAUUGUAUGUGGCCUUUAAAAUCAAAUGGGUCAAUAGAACAUAAGCUCAUUGAAAGCUUUUAUAAAACAAUUGUCAAUAACGAAAACAAGUACUGCAUAUUUAGAGUUGCUGACAAGUUGACAUCUUUGAGUAAUGUGCAGUUCUUACACGCAGAUGUUAGAAAAAAUGAAACAUUUGGAGAAGCAAUUUUUGAAAUGCUUGGUUACCUUAUGGAUGGGAAGAUAAUGGUCGACAUUCCAAUUGAUAUUUAUGAACGGCUAUUAGAGGUGAAUGAAGAGGUCAUUAUGAGCAAAACUGUAACAGCCAAAGAUUUUGUAUUGAAACAUUUUCUACCAAAUAUUAAUAAUAUAAAGCAAGAGCACGAAAACUUAAGGGACAAAGUCAUGGCUUACACGCUUACCUUGCCUCCUGACAAUGACAUUGAAGAAAUGAUAUCAUGCACUGCCUGCAUACCAACAGAUCCUGACAACAUUUUGCGAGCACCUAAAUAUCUGGUAGAUCCAAACUCGGAUGUGUGCAAAAUGUUUUUGAAGAAUGAUGGCUACUUUCCAACAACCCCUUUUAUUGAUCAUGUUUAUAUAAUUAGGUUAAAGAAAUUGGGCAUGAUGUUCAACAUUAUAAGUGAUGAUGUGCUCAUCGAGAGAGCCAACACAGUUGCAAGCCUGUAUGAAUCAUGCUGCUUUUGUGCUUCACAGAGAAGCAUUUGUGUUAUGAAGUACAUUCGGUCUCAUUUAAGUGAAAUUGAAAAUCAAUCUGCAUUGAAACAAACAUUACAAAAUUGCAGGUUUUGUGUAGUUCAAAACAAGCCUCAAGACUGGGAAUAUGUCUGGCAUGGAGUAAGCAGUGGAUUCACUCAGAUAUUUUGUGAAGAACAUCACAAUGCAGUAAGCCCUGUCGUUAUUGCGUGUCCUAUUCAGAUGUUCACAAAAGAAUCAAAACACCUUGUUGGCUGCCAUUCGCUCAUAGUUGAUGAAUUAUAUUCAUUAUGUACAAACACAACUGAAUAUUUAGGUAUCAAUCAGUUGCAGAGCAUCAACGAAACCCACGUAAAACUUGUAUUGAAACAAUUGGAAACGAUGGUUGUUUUUUCUGGAAAUACAACGACGCUUCAAAUGCAAAGAGCUCUUAUAGAUGUUUAUUCAUUUAUUGAAAAAGCCUGUUCUCAUGGUGGAGCCAUUCAAGAAAUUAUUGCGGAAUAUUUUUUUAGUGAAAAAACCAUAUUGGCAGGCAGUGUGUUUGUUAAUCCCUUAAACAUUUUUCGGUCAUGUCAUGAGAUUGAUUGCAAGCCAUACAUAUACACUCUUAAGGAAACAGCGUUGUCAGCCAAUCCAACAUUAUGUAAUGUUUUACAAAUUAAGGACAGUUGUAAAAUUGACCAACUCAUUUCAAUUCUUGAAAAUAUUUACAUUGUGAAAGAAGGAAUGAGUUUGAGUGAAGUGGAAUUUCGUCAAUGUGUAAAUCUUUUGAACUGUAUCGCUCACAUUAUUAUUAAAGAGGGGUUUAUCUUUGAUGACAUUUUAAAGAAUGAAGGCGAAAUUUAUGUUCCGGAUACAAAAAUGAUCCUGCAACCAAGUCAAAAGCUUUGUUUUGAUGACGAUGAUUCCAUUCCAAAAAGUGAUAGCAUGAUUUAUGCUCAUGGUGAUGUUUCAAGGAACACAGCAAAGGCAAUAGGGGUGCGCAAGAAAAAGCUAAAACAUUUUGAAGAAAACUCUGUUGAUAUUGAAGGCAUGGAAGACUUUUACCAAUGCGAGCCAUUAAUAACACGUUUACACAGACUUAUUGAAGGUUACCCCUUAGGAGUAGAACUUCUGAAAGAAUUGCUUCAAAAUGCAGACGAUGCAGGUGGUACUGAAGUGUGUUUUUUACUGGAUUAUGAAUUCCAUGCUGACACAAAUCUGCUUUCAAAGACUAUGCGGCCUAUUCAAGGACCUGCAUUAUGUGUUUAUAACAACAGUGCCUUCACGAAUGCUGAUUUGAUAGGUAUACAACGGUUAGGAAUUGGAAAUAAAGGUGAUGAUCCCUACCAAACGGGCAGGUAUGGGGUUGGAUUUAAUGUGGUGUAUAAUAUAACUGAUACACCAACAUUCUUAACAAUUGGAGAAGAUCUUAAAACAUUGUGCUUUUUUGACCCAAUUGCUGAAACAAUCCCAGGAGUAAAUCAAAACAAGCCAGGUAAACGUCUGACAAAUCUGGAAGAGUAUCGCAAACAAAACCCGGCUUUGUUCAGUGGCUUUCAUGAGGGUCAUUGCUUCCAAUCUGGGAAAGGUACAAUGUUUCGGCUACCAUUAAGAACGAAACCAAGCUCAAUUAGCUCUAAUGUUGUCACUGUUGAUAAAGUUCAAGACCUUCUGAAAGAAUUCGGCCAGUACAUGACUAGAAUACUAUUGUUUUUGAAGAAUAUUACAAAUAUAUCGAUAGUUGAAAAAAAACUUGGUGAUUACAAAUGCCUUUCGAGUGUGAGAAAAACAUUUGAUGAUGACAGCACAGCUACUUUGCUUGAAUUUUCAGUCAAGUAUGGGGAUUUGUGUAAGACAUACAAAGAGUCAAAGGAUUUGGUAACAAAAUGUCAGCAGCAUGUAUCAUCGUUUCGAAUUACCGUGUUGCAUGAAGAGAAUGGCAAGUCUGUUUCAAAACAAACCUUUACAAUUGUGCAGACAUUAGGUUUUAGCCAGACACUUCCAGCCUUGUUGAAAGAAGACAUCCUUCGAGGUUCUAUUGCCCUUUUACCUGUUGGGGGGGGUGGCAUAUAACGAAGAACAAUAUAGCACCAUUAAUGACCAGGAUAAUGUGUUUUGUUUCUUGCCGCUUCCUUUGAAGUCUGGACUUCCAGUGUAUGUGCAUGGCUAUUUCGCCCUUAAUCAUGAAACACGUCGCUCUUUAUGGAAUUC
This is a messenger RNA of Dreissena polymorpha, 8998 nucleotides long. Its product is annotated as sacsin-like. The transcript has a single exon. Gene Ontology annotation, molecular function: Hsp70 protein binding. The record is from RefSeq and is a predicted model, not a curated record. Bases 137 to 8860 code for a protein of 2907 amino acids. Lineage: Eukaryota; Metazoa; Mollusca; Bivalvia; Myida; Dreissenidae.